AUCAAAUCUCUUCUCUUCCUCUCUCUUUCUUUCUGUUUUGCGAAGAAUCUGCAGAGAAGCUAAACCCAAUUAAUCAAAUCAUAUAGAAAAGAGAAAAAGUAGCAGUUCUAGCUAUCAGCAGUUCUUGAUUCCUUUUGUAGGAGAAAGAGAAAGACUGUGAUAUGGGCAAAGAAUAAAAAGUGGAGGAAAUGACAUGGUGCAAUAACAAUUCAGUCGAUGAGAGAGCCAUUCAAUUAGUCACAGCAGGCGCCGCCAUCCCAAAAGAAAACACAACCUUUGUCGACAAGAAACCCAAUGAAAUUCUAAUCAUAACUUGCCCUUCUUGUGGCCAUAACAUUGAAUUGCAAGAUCAGGCAGCUGCUGGUAUCCAAGAUUUGCCAGGUUUACCGGCAGGUGUAAAGUUUGAUCCAACUGACCAAGAAAUUCUUGAACAUUUAGAGGCAAAGGUGUUAUCUGAUACGAGGAAACUCCACCCAUUAAUUGAUGAGUUUAUCCCAACAUUGGAAGGGGAGAAUGGAAUUUGUUAUACUCAUCCAGAGAAGCUACCAGGAGUAAGCAAUGAUGGCCAGAUCCGCCACUUCUUUCACAGGCCUUCAAAGGCAUACACAACCGGAACUAGAAAAAGAAGAAAAGUGCACACUGAUGAAGAUGGAAGUGAGACCCGAUGGCACAAAACAGGCAAGACUAGGCCAGUUGUAUCUGGUGGGAUGGUGAAGGGAUUUAAAAAGAUUUUGGUUCUCUACACAAACUAUGGCAGACAAAAGAAACCUGAAAAGACAAACUGGGUUAUGCACCAGUACCAUCUUGGCAGCAAUGAGGAAGAGAAAGACGGAGAGUUAGUUGUUUCAAAGGUUUUCUAUCAAACUCAACCUAGACAAUGUGGCACCAGCAUGACAAAUCGAAGUAGUGAUGACAACAACCCUAUAGCUACACAUCCGUCUUUUGUUGAUUACUAUAAUCCAGCUUUCAUCUCUUAUGAUCAUCAUGAAAGCCAUAAUAGAGAAAGCCCACCUCAGUUAAUCCCAAAUUUGGUUGUUCAAGGUGAGGGGUCUUCCUUUUUUCGAUUGGUUGCAGAAACAAGCAAAGGAAAGCUUCAGAGAAAAUAGAGAUGCAUGAGUAGAGCAGCAAUGACAAAGACUGUUUUGGUUGGUAUUGCUGUUGUGGUGUAGCAGUCAUAUAUAUAUAACUUAUUCCACAGAGAUGUAGUUGGGUGAAGGAGAUGAGGAUUGGGGAAUGAUAUGAACGUACGUACGGCUUCUUUAAUUUUUGUAAAAAGCUCAAGAUUCAGAUUCUUGGAAGAUUUGACCAUGACACUUUCUGGCUAAUAUAGUAGUUUAAGCAGCGAAAACAAGGGUUGAGACUGUUAUUAUGGUGAGCAUAUGCACUUAUAUGGUACGAGUGUACAAAGAUGACUUUCUUUUCUUGCAUAAGCUUUGCUAGUCACUGUUGUUCUACAUAUAUAUAUACAGUUAGUAGAGUGAAAUUUCUGUGUAGAGUUUAUAUUCAUGCAUGCAUUUGAAUUUGAAAUUUUUAGAGUUUAAAAUUAUUAAA
Messenger RNA from Ricinus communis (castor bean), 1551 nucleotides. RefSeq names its product NAC domain-containing protein 73. Gene Ontology annotation, biological process: regulation of DNA-templated transcription. NCBI's taxonomy places the organism in Eukaryota, Viridiplantae, Streptophyta, Magnoliopsida, Malpighiales, Euphorbiaceae. The record is from RefSeq and is a predicted model, not a curated record. Gene Ontology annotation, cellular component: nucleus. The transcript has 4 exons. The coding region runs from base 189 to 1106 and encodes 305 amino acids. Gene Ontology annotation, molecular function: transcription cis-regulatory region binding; DNA-binding transcription factor activity.